Molecule: messenger RNA, 3244 nt
Organism: Ceratotherium simum simum (southern white rhinoceros)
Lineage: Eukaryota; Metazoa; Chordata; Mammalia; Perissodactyla; Rhinocerotidae
Source: RefSeq, a predicted model, not a curated record
AUGAGGAUGUGCCCCCACUUCGGGGGGCUGCUCACCGCCCUCGCCGUGGUGUUUGGGACGGCGGUGGCUUUUGCACCCAUGCCUAGGAUCACCUGGGAGCACAAAGAGGUGCAGCUGGUGUACUUCCACCAGCCGGGCAUCUUCAACUACUCCGCCUUGCUGCUGAGCGAGGACAAGGACACUUUGUACGUGGGCGCCCGGGAAGCCGUGUUUGCCGUGAACGCACUCAACAUCUCCGAGAAGCAGCACGAGGCGUACUGGAAGGUCUCUGAAGAUAAAAAAGCAAAAUGCGCCGAAAAGGGGAAGUCAAAACAGACAGAAUGCCUCAACUACAUCCGGGUGCUGCAGCCACUCAGCGCCACCACCCUUUAUGUGUGCGGGACCAACGCGUUCCAGCCGACCUGUGACCACCUGAACUUAACAUCCUUUACAUUUCUGGGGAAGAAUGAAGAUGGCAAAGGAAGAUGUCCCUUUGACCCGGCACAAAGCUACACGUCCGUCAUGGUCGAUGGAGAGCUCUAUUCUGGGACGUCCUACAACUUCCUGGGGAGUGAGCCGAUCAUCUCCCGAAGUUCCUCUCACAGCCCUCUGAGAACAGAGUAUGCCAUCCCUUGGCUUAACGAGCCCAGCUUCGUCUUCUCUGACGUGAUCCGAGAGAGCCCAGAUGGCGCCGACGCCGGGGACGACAGGGUCUACUUCUUCUUCACGGAGGUGUCUGUGGAGUACGAGUUUGUCCUCAAGUUGAUGAUCCCCCGGGUGGCGAGGGUGUGCAAGGGGGACCAGGGCGGCCUGAGGACCUUGCAAAAGAAGUGGACGUCCUUCCUGAAGGCCGGGCUGAUCUGCUCCCAGCCAGACAGCAACCUCGUCUUCAACGUGCUGCAGGACGUCUUCGUCCUCAGGGCCCCGGGCCUGAAGGAGCCUGUGUUCUACGGGGUCUUCACCCCGCAGCUGAACAACGUGGGGCUGUCGGCCGUGUGCGCCUACAACCUGUCCACGGCCGAGGCGGUCUUCUCCCACGGGAAGUACAUGCAGAGCGCCACAGUGGAACAGUCCCACACCAAGUGGGUGCGCUACAACGGGGCCGUGCCCACACCGAGGCCCGGGGCGUGCAUCAACCAUGAAGCCAGGGCGGCCAACUUCACCAGUUCCCUCAGUCUGCCCGACAAGACCCUGCAGUUCGCCAAGGACCACCCCCUGAUGGACGACCCCGUGACCCCCACAGACAACAGGCCCAAGCUGGUCCAAAGCGGCGUGAACUACACGCAGAUCGUGGUGGACAGGACCCAGGCCCUGGACGGGGCCACGUACGAUGUCAUGUUUGUCGGCACAGACAGGGGCGCCUUGCACAAAGCCGUCAGCCUCAGGAGCGGCGUCCACAUCAUCGAGGAGACGCAGCUCUUCCCUGACUUCAAGCCGGUCCAGGCUCUGCUGCUGUCAUCCAAGAAGGGCAGGAGGUUUGUCUAUGCUGGCUCCAGCUCGGGCGUGGUGCAGGCGCCCCUGGCCUUCUGCGGACAGCACGGCACCUGCGUGGACUGCGUGCUCACCCGGGACCCCUACUGCGCCUGGAGCCCGGCCGCCUCUGCCUGCGUGGCCCUGCACCAGACCAAUGGCCCCAGGAGGGGUCUGAUUCAGGAGAUGAGUGGAGACGCGUCCACCUGCCCCGAUAAAAUUAAAGAACAUUACCAGCAGCAUUUUUUCAAGCACGGCGACACAGCCGAACUCAAGUGCUCCCAGAAGUCCAACCUGGCGCGGGUGGUGUGGAAAUUCCAGAACGGUGCGCUCAAGGCCGAGAGCCCCAAGUACAGCCUGGGGGGCAGGAAGAAUCUGUUCAUCUUCAACCUGUCGGCAGGAGACAGUGGGGUGUACCAGUGCCUGUCGGAGGAGAGGGUCAGAAACAAGACUGUCUUGCAGGUGGUGGCCAAGCACGUCCUGGAGGUCAGGGUGGUCCCUCGGACCCCAGUGCCCUCCACCUUGCCGGCCGCCCGGACAGAGGGUGGUGGCGUCACCCCCAGAGUGUCAGCAGGGCCCACCCAAGGCUUGUCUCCCCAGACCCCGGCUGUGCGGGUCACCACGCCCAGGGCUGUCGCCCCACCCUCCAGCCCCACGCCCGCCAGCACGUCCCGUGAACCAAAGAUCGUCAUCGACGUGGUCCCCGGGGUCCACACGGAGAAGACGAUGUAUCUCAAGUCCGGCGACAACCGCGUCCUCAUGUUUCUCUUCGUCGUCUUCUUCGUCCUCUGCCUCUGCCUCGUCUCCUACAACUGCUACAAGGGCUACCUGCCCAGCCAGUGCCUGAAGUUCCGCUCGGCCGUGCUGCUCGCCAAGAAGCAGCCCGUGGCCGACUUCUCCGACUGUGAGCCGAGCGUGAAGGAGACGCUGGUGGAGCAGGGCAGCUUCUCGCAGCAGAACGGGGGGCAGCCCAAGCCAGCCCUGGACACUGGCUACGAGACCGAGCAGGACACCAUGGCUAGCAGGGUGCCCACCGACCGGGAGGACUCGCAGAGGAUCGACGACCUCCCGGUCCGGGACCGGCCAUUUGACGUCAAGUGUGAGCUCAAGUUCGCUGACUCGGACGCGGACGGGGACUGAGGUCCGCUCACGGGGAGGUCUCGUGUGUCGCCGUGCAGUAGCCUCGUCCAGUGCUGCGUAGGUAGCCCGUCGUCAGCCACCCACGUCUUCUGUGUCUUUCUUCUUGGGUCGAGCUUGUGAGUUGGUUCUCUUUGUCCUUUCGGAAAACAGCAAGCAUCGUGUCGGCGUCGCUUGGUGGGUCGGAGCGCCUGGAGCUGGCGGCAGUGGGGAAGGUGGCGGCCGGCCCUGGCCCGGGAACAGCUGUCCCUGCGCGCCCCCGCCCAGCAGCCACUGAGAGAUAAUUUAAUUCCAGAUUGGAAAUGACGUUUUCAUUUAUCAGAUUGGUAACUUAUUGCCUGUUGUCCAGAUUGGCACAGACCUUUCCUUCCACAGAAUUACUUUUUAGGAUUUUGCUUUAAUUGUAUUGGUGCGUCAGGCCAUUUGUUCUUUAAAUUACUAAAGCAGAUGUUUUAAUAUUUAGAAGAUGUACAUCUUCUAGGUUUUGUUGUAUAUUAGGUUAAGAUAUGGCUUACGUUGCUUGAGAUUCUCAGGGAUAAACUUACUUUUGCUAAAUGCAUUCUUUCUGCUUUUAGAAAUGUGGACAAAACCAUCUCUUGAGCACACUUAGUUUUUUUUUUAAUUUUGUUCCUCGAGGGAAGCCUCGUUUUCAGAGAGA